Messenger RNA from Sporisorium graminicola, 3978 nucleotides. RefSeq lists its product as uncharacterized. The coding region runs from base 1 to 3978 and encodes 1325 amino acids. The transcript has a single exon. Gene Ontology annotation, molecular function: guanyl-nucleotide exchange factor activity. Gene Ontology annotation, biological process: regulation of ARF protein signal transduction. The record is from RefSeq and is a predicted model, not a curated record. Lineage: Eukaryota; Fungi; Basidiomycota; Ustilaginomycetes; Ustilaginales; Ustilaginaceae.
AUGAGUGCGGCAUCGCUUGGACGCAGGGGAAGCAAGGCUAGCUUCGCGAGUCUUGGUGCUUCCUCCGUACAUGGUAGCACCUCGAAAACCGCGCAUCUUGCGUCGGCGGAUGUGGUCGCAGUUCCAAGCAUCCCCGAACGAUUCAUGCAGCCUUCUACGAGUUCCGAUUCCCCGGUCGCAGCCGCUCCGACCGCGGCUGGUAAGUCCCUACCAGAACACGAUGAUGCAGCAGUUCCACCCGAGACACAACAGCUCGCGCCCAUGAGCAAACCUACUCUUCGAGUCCCGUCCGCACCAGCGGCUGUGACAGAGUGGGGUACAGCCGACAAAAACGUCUUGCCACAGCGCUCGAGCUCGCAGGGACACGAACACGUACGAAACAAAUCGCUCGGCUCCAGCGACUCGACCGGCGCUAUCCGCUUGGCUGUCCAACAGCUGUCUUCUCAUAUGGACAAUGCUUGGAAGGAGUCGCCUGUUCAAGAGGUUCACGUAGCCGAAAAGCCCGAAACCCCAAUUCAAGGGUGGGGCCCAUCACCGCAGCUGCCGGAUCUCGGUAUCCACCAUCACAAGGAAAGAUCAGGUAGCUUCUUGGACGAGCCAGAGAUGGCAUCCAGUAGCAGCUUUGACACGAUUGAAGCUGCAGCUCCCCUCGCCUCUCGCUCUGUCUCUGCAUCGUCCAAUCCCAAUACACCUGCAGCUUUUCGUUCAUCUCGAGGGCCUAAGAGCAACAAACCCGCCGGACUCGGAAUUCAUCCUGACACGCCCAAUCCACGAGUGCAACAGGACUCAAGCAAUGCCGACCACAUCAUUGAGUCGGCAAAGUCAAACACAAAAGGAUCGCCGCAGUCGAACAAAAGACCUGCACCUCUUCAAUCCACGAACUUGGUGUGCAAACCGACUUUGCCUACCUCGCCACCAGGUGCAGACUCGCCACAAUACGUCAUCUCGACUCGCAACAGCCAGCCCGAUUCGGUCGAUCUCUUUGCCGAGAAUCUGCGUCGUCGAACGACCGGUUCUGGUGCCAGCCUGGUCAGCGCACGAUCUUUCGAGACAGCCGCCGAAAGUGCGGGGCUCGAUAGCGCGGAUCCCAAACCCACCUCAUUCAGUCCAAAUUCAAUCGAACAGCUAAAGACCGCUGAUGCCGAUCGCAACAGGUUGCAAGGACUUUCUCAUGAUCAAUCUACUGUCAACACUGAUUCGCCUCUGACGGCGCACGAUGUGCCGCCAAUCCAUUCGCCAGCUGCGAAGGAAGGCGGGCGUCUCGGGCAAGAUGUCUCUGACGGCGGCGAGGAUCACGAGCAGAGCAUCCGGCUCGUCAGAAAGCGCUCGAACACCGAAGGUAUCAACCUCUCGCCGGAAACUCACAACGGCCGCACCGCAACGAUCAUCACUGCUCCCGCAUCGCCAGACAUGGACCCGUCUGCACUACCUAAGGUGGUAGAGCUGUCCGAGCAUUCGUCCUUGCGACCUGGUAAUAACGGCAGUCUGAGUCGUAAGCCUUCGCUGUCAUCGGCCUCCGUUAGAGGCGGUAAUUCCGCACUGCUUUCAACCCCGUCUAUACGCAGAAGUCCUUCGCCCAUCUCUUCGCCGACAUCGGCAAGAACGAGCUUGGACGCGUCUGCUGCGCGAUCUGUCAACGAGACCACAGCGGCACCUCCUUCUAUCAACACGUCCGCCAAAGAGCUGGCGACCAAGUGCUGGGAUGAAGAUCCGGACUUCUUGAGUCGAGAAAAGAUUGCCGAAUGGCUCGGUGGCCUUGGCUUGGUCAACCGCGCAGCGCGAGGCUUCUACUUUGCCAACUUUGAUUUCAGUGGCUUGCGACUCGACCUCGCUUUCCGCCGACUUUGCGACAAACUCUUCCUGCGAGCUGAAACGCAGCAGAUCGACCGCAUCCUCGCUGCCUUUUCGCAGAGAUAUUAUGAAUGCAAUCCGGACUCGAUAUUUGGCAGCGCCGAUGUAAUUCACUCGGUCGUAUUCAGUAUUCUGCUGCUGAAUACCGACCUUCACAUUGCAGAGCUGCAGGAGAGGAUGACGCGACAGCAGUUCGUUCGCAAUACGCUCGGUGCCAUCGCUGAAAGCAGGACAGACGAGCAAGCUGUGGUGGCUCGAGAUGACAGCAGGAGCAGCUUCAGUGUCGCCCGCAGCGACUUUGCGCCCAGCACCGACGCCGUCCCAGCAAAGGUUGAUCCCGCACAGCGUCGAAACAGCAUCAGCAGCUACCUGGUCAACCGGUCCAAGCCGACGUCGAGCGUAACGAAUUUGGAAACGUCUUCGGAUGCUGUGCACCAAGACAAUUCUCGACCGGGUACAGCCGCCAAUGGAUCUAAAGGCAAAGAGGCCGAGAUCGAGACGCUGCUUAGAGACAUCUAUGCGGCGGUCAAGUCCGAACGCAUCUUGCUGCCGAGUCCCGAGACCAGUUCGGGAAGCAUCGCUGCUGGAAGGCCGUCUGGCACCUUCAGUCCGAUGGGCGGCGGUGGUCGUAGGAAGAUGGGCACGGGAAGCGAUCGGAUGAUGGCGCUGAAGCGCGGGUCCAUUCGCGGCAUUCAGGGGUUGCUGGGCGGCGGAGGACUCAAUGCGUCUCUGUUGGAUCCGUCUGUCAGUCCCAAUCCGUCACGAAGCUCGGUCGACUCAUGGGGGCGAACGUCGCAGUCUUUAUCCGCUGUGGAACGUGCGGGCAUGCUUUCGCCUCCGCCUUCCAUCACUCCUGGGUUUGCGAGCACGCUCACACAGACGAUCAUCAAAGAGUCGAUGGAAGAAGAUGCAGCUUUGGCGCAAGCUAAAGGGUCUACGACGACAGAGACGCCGCUGGAUGACGAGGAUGACGACGACCAGCUGGCGCUCGCCGGUCCACCCUGGGCCAAGGAAGGCUCGCUGACGCGGAAAUGCUUUUGGGAGAGUACGGGCAAGCGGGCCAAGGACAAAAAUUGGACCGAGGUGUUUGUGGUCGUGUCCAAAGGAACGUUGUCUAUGUUCCGCUUUGGAAUCGGCGGCGGGUCGUCGUCCGGUUCCGGUGGCAGCGCGUACAAGGCGAAAGGCUGGUCUUCCACUACGGUGCAGUCGGCCCCUGCGGGCGGGCCGGCGGGAGCAGUGCUGGGUGGCGGCAACUGGUUGUCCAACGCCACGUGUCUCGGAGAGAUCCCUCUGGCUCACUCGCUCGCCAACGCGCUCCCCCCACCGGGUUACAACAAGACGCGACCGCACGUGUUUGCGCUCACUUUACCCGGUGGGAAAGUAUAUCUCUUCCAAACGGGACACGAGGAGCUGAUCAACGAGUGGGUGAGUACGUGCAACUACUGGGCCGCGCGCCAGUCGAAGGAGCCGCUACCGGGAGGGGUGAGCAAUAUGGAGUACGGAUGGAACAAGGUGCUCCCGCAGCUGGAUGGGGAUGAGUACGAGGAGCUGGACAAUUUCGGCGAGUAUCCGAGCUCGAGUGGUGGACACGCCGCGGCGGCGGCAAGGAUGGCGCGGUCGUCUUCGUCCCAACUCCAAGCGUCUAGUACUGAUUCGCGGAGCAUGCAGAGUGGGAACACUUCGAGAGCGCUCGUUGCCUCACCUGCGACGUCCGCCGCGGCCUCGGUCAGCACCUCCGCCAACGUCGGCUACCUGACGAACGAACGCACAUUUAUCAACGAAUGGCGCACGCCGCAGCUGCCCACGGUUGCCUCGACGCUGGGCGAAGAACGCCAGCUGACACGCUUGGAGAAGCAGGUGCGCAGCAUCGAGGCCGAGCUCACGCUGCACAACGAGCUGCGCCAACCCAUGUUGCAGCUGUACUCCCCCAAGGGCGGUAAUUAUGCCAAGGCGUUGGGCAAUUGGGAAAGGAAGAGCAAUCACUUGUUGCAGGAGCUGGUCAAGUAUCAGAGUUACGUAGAGGUUCUGAGGAAGAGUGCGGAUAGCAAGGCCGAGAGGAAGGCGAAGAGGGAGGUGGAGGAGAUGGUGAGGGAGGGGGAUGAGAUGCUGGCUGGGUUGAGGAUUUGA